Messenger RNA from Amphimedon queenslandica, 1212 nucleotides. RefSeq names its product negative elongation factor D-like. The transcript is spliced from 6 exons. Bases 188 to 754 code for a protein of 188 amino acids. The record is from RefSeq and is a predicted model, not a curated record. Gene Ontology annotation, cellular component: NELF complex; nucleus. Lineage: Eukaryota; Metazoa; Porifera; Demospongiae; Haplosclerida; Niphatidae. Gene Ontology annotation, biological process: negative regulation of transcription elongation by RNA polymerase II. Gene Ontology annotation, molecular function: RNA binding.
AUUUCCAUAGUUGUUCCUCAUUUUGAUAUUGAUCAAGUAAGACAUACACCCAUAUAUGCAUGUACUGUAGCUAUAGGAUUUUUCAAUAUGUUUCUUUUUCCCCAUAGCAACUAGUCAGUCACAGUCAACACACUUAUUUCUAUUCUCAAGCACUCAUUAAGACUUUAGAAAACAGAAAAUUCACUUAAUGUCUGACUGGAGAGGUACAGAGGGUGCCAGAAAUAGGUAUCCGAUUGUAUCAAUGGGUGUGUUCUGGUGGGUGGAGUCAACUGCCACUAAUCCUAGUUUCUUUGAAGUUUCUGCUGAGACAACAUCACUAGUAUUAGUAUUACUGGAUGAGAUUACCUCAUGUCAUCCAUUACAACACACGUACAUAAUGUCAUUGCUACAAAGACUAUUGGAAGCUUCUUAUCCUUCCCUUGAAGUACAGAUGCAGGAACUAAAAAGAACAUUCCUUGAUCACAUGAUACACCUACUAAGCUGUGAUCAUGUCAUACCAGUAGUAUCAUGCAUACACAAAUGCAUGAUAUCUGGUACAUUAGACCAUUCACUCAUCAGAUACUUUGUCUCUGAGGUAUUGAGUAUUAUAGGCCCACCAUAUUCUACCGAGUUCACUUCAGUUUUUCUUCCGCUCCUUCAAAAUGAUGAAAUUGUUUCUUCUCUUGUGUCUCAGACUAAAGAUGAUCCUGUAUCUCUAUUUCUAGCUGAAUGUCCACACAAAUCAAAGAAAAAGAAAAAGUCUAAAAAUAACUAGAUCUAUAAUAGUUCUUGACAAUUACAGUACAUGUAUAAUUUUUAUAAAUAUUGAUAAUAGUAAUGUAAAAAGAUAAUUAUCUGUCUAGCUGAGUUAUGAUGAGACUUCAGAAUAAUGACAAUAGACGAUAGCGUAAAAUUUGCUACAAUAAUAAUUAAAUUAAAGCGAAAAAUCAACUAUUGGUAGUGGUUUGUGUGGUUGUUCUUUUCUGUGUCUAUGAAUCAAUGUCUUUCUGUUAUCUUUAAGAGUAUUCACCAGGACAGGAGGAGGUGUAAAUAUUUCUGCUUUAAUCUUGAUAUACUCAAGUGAUGGAUGGAUAAAGAUAAUUUCAUACAAAUGCUGUACUAGUUCUGUCCAGCUAGGAUGAAAUGACUUUGUAUCAAUAUGAUAACACCAUAUCCACAAUAAUUUUAUUGUUGUAUGUGACUGUAACAUGCUAGUAACAGCAGGUAGUACCU